Sinocyclocheilus rhinocerous is the source of this 2408-nucleotide messenger RNA. RefSeq names its product TNF superfamily member 11. The transcript is spliced from 4 exons. Gene Ontology annotation, cellular component: membrane. NCBI's taxonomy places the organism in Eukaryota, Metazoa, Chordata, Actinopteri, Cypriniformes, Cyprinidae. Gene Ontology annotation, biological process: immune response. The coding region runs from base 66 to 845 and encodes 259 amino acids. The record is from RefSeq and is a predicted model, not a curated record. Gene Ontology annotation, molecular function: tumor necrosis factor receptor binding.
AUGAAUCGUUGAUCAUUUGUCGAGUCCUCCCACUGAGAGAGGAUCUGUGCCGCGAUCGAGCGCUCAUGGCAGCUAAUGAUUAUCGCGCGUACCUGCGGAAUCAUAUCGAUAUGGAAGAGGCUCCGGGGCGCGCUGCGCACACGGGAUCCACGCACAGAGCGCUCAUAUUCGGCACGCUCGCUGUCAUGGGACUGCUGCAGGUCGCGUCGAGUGUGGCGAUUUUGUUGCACUUAACCGGUUAUCUGCGAGAGGUUGACCUUGCCUCAGCCCAGCGGAGUCCUAAUGAGGAAAUGCACAGUGAAACCUUAAUAGCUGAUCCACUCAAAAGUUUUAAGGAGAGGAAGGAAAAAUGUCGACUAAAAAAGGACACACGCAUGCCAUCAGCUCACCUUCCUAUCAAGACGCCCACUAAUUUUUCAGCCAAAAAUCGAAAUGCCUUAACCAUGAUCACCUGGGAUGAUUUUCAAGGACUGAAUGUUAAGAUGAGAUACCAUGACGGACGAAUUCAAGUGGAUGAAGCUGGCUAUUACUAUGUAUAUGCCAAGACCUGCUUUCGAUACGCUGAGGAACACGACUCGAGCAAAGAGGACGUCAGCAAUGUACAGUUGUUUCAAUACAUUUAUCACGAGAAGCACACACAGUCUGUAAUUACACCUAUUCUCCUUACAAAAAGCGGCGGCACUCUGCAGUGGAACAUCGCGAAGUACAACAUGUACUGCGUGGAGCAGGGCAGAGGCAUCCAACUGAAUAAUGGCGAUGGUAUUUAUGUCAAUGUAUCCAAUGCAUGGCUACUGGAUCCAGCAGCUGACGGGACGUAUUUUGGAACUUUUAAGAUAAGCAAUUGAUUUGCAUCAUUUUUGCUACUGAACAUGUUAAUGCACAUUUUGCAACCUUACGAACUUUUUUUUAAAGUGACCAUGAACCACUGAGCACUUGUUUUUGAUCACUGACUUUUGAAGUUUUGUUCAAUAUAGAUGACUUUUAAGAGCACAUUAUAACUUUGAACACUUCUCAAUUGUGCCAUUGAAGCUCUAUUAAGUACCAGCACUAGAAAACCAAGAAUGGACUCAGGCCUCUGUCUGUGUUUUUAUAGUUAAGUACCAAUACUGGCAAUAAGGGGCGCCGUAAAGGGGUGAAGGUUAGGACGAUUCCAAGGGCCCUGACUAGAGAGGGGGCCCGAUGCAAUCCCUGGGACGCGAUCGCAAUUUCAAUGGGGGCCGAGGCAAAAACUGUCCAAGGGGCCCAGAAAUGCUAGCGGUGCCACUGCUAGCAAUAGGUAUCAGUCCAAUACUGGUACACAUACUCUUAAAAUGCUCCAAAAGUCAACAACUGUGCCACGAAUCACAGCGGUGGAGAGAUGCAGGACAGUCCUAGUAAAGUACGCCAAAUCGCAGUAGUCUGCUGCGACCUUCACAACAGAGGAAAAACAUACUAACUACGAACUCAAAUUUAGUUCGAAUCAUACUCCGUGUGAACUUCUGGUUCAUUGAAGUGUUGUAUAAAAGCAAUAACACAUUUGCAGCCUUAGCCGUAGUGAUGUAAUGUUAGCAGUGAGUACCAAAAAGUAACUGCCUUAAGAUAGUAAUAAAAGAUGACAGUCAGUGCAUCCCUAGUUUAUGAAUGUAAUCAGUACAUUUAUUGAUUGGAUCAAGAUAUAAAACAGUCUAAAUAAUACCAUAAAAUGUUUCAUUCUAGCAAGCAUGGUUACGUUGAACUUUGUAAAAAUGAUCAUGCAGAAUCUGUCAAAGAAAACUGAAUUGUGCCAAACUGGUGGAUAGACACUUCCUACAAUUUCACCCAUUUUACUGAUUAAUGAAUUUCACUGUUGGACAUUUAGAGCUGCCCUUUGUUUUUUUUUUAAUGGUGUUAAAAUCUAAUUUCUUGAACAAAACGUAUACAAACAUUCAACAAAAAUCGAGGCAGCUGGACUGUCUUUGACUCAGUGUGAGAAUCGAUGUGCAGAACCAAACUGAGUUUGGUUCGCUCUAAUUUAAUUUUUUUCUUUUUUUAAUGCACUAAGUGUAUUUAUUUAUUUUCUAUGAUGAUAGAAUGUUUGUCAAAUGUUCUGUCUGUUGUACAGUUUUGUAGUGUAUAUAAUUGUAUAAUUGCCUUUAUUCCAUUCUUCAAGAGGUUUUGGAUGAAGGGCAUUGACUUUAGGUCAGUUAUACAUGCGCUUUCGUCCCAGGCACAGGGCUCCUGUUUAAAGCAGAAAUGGAUUAGUUUCUCACUAAGAAACUUUGUAUUUAAGUAAAAUUAAUUUGACAAUUCUGUGUGCAAAUGUUUGUGGACAGCAGAAUAUAUUGUUGCCAACCCAAAGCAAGCCUAAAAAGGUUUGCAGCCUUAAAGUCUAAUGUUUUUUUUUUUUCAUAUGUUAGCAAAAGUUUUGUUUAAUUAUGUUUAUUUAUACU